This is a messenger RNA of Verticillium alfalfae VaMs.102, 2271 nucleotides long. Its product is annotated as C2H2 type zinc finger domain-containing protein. Gene Ontology annotation, biological process: regulation of DNA-templated transcription. The record is from RefSeq and is a predicted model, not a curated record. Gene Ontology annotation, molecular function: zinc ion binding; DNA-binding transcription factor activity, RNA polymerase II-specific. NCBI's taxonomy places the organism in Eukaryota, Fungi, Ascomycota, Sordariomycetes, Glomerellales, Plectosphaerellaceae. The transcript is spliced from 5 exons. The coding region runs from base 1 to 2271 and encodes 756 amino acids.
AUGUCCGCUCACGUGAGAAACGCCAGGGCUCCUGACCGCGAGCACGAAAACAGGCCGCACAAGUGUACCAUUUGCUUCAAGGCCUUCACUCGCACAGACCUGCUCAAAAGGCACGCCGCAAGUCAUGCGAAUACCGGCUCUGACCAGUCGGGCACGGCGCAUAGGCUUCAGGGAGUCGAUGCGACCCCGAACAGGGUGACCAAGGCUUGCCGUGCCUGUGCUUCCAAUCACCUCCGCUGUACCGAGACCAAGCCUUGCUCUCGCUGUGUGGAAAAGGGUCUCGACUGUCGGUGGUCGAACCCUGCAGAAGGGCUUGAGAAUGGGGACUCAUCGGAUGAGGGGAGUGACAUGGAUACCAACAUGCAGUCCGAGGCAGACGUCUCAUCGGGCAUCCUCGCCCAGGACGGACAAUCCACCGUCGAUUCUCACGGUCUGGGCAUCGGCAUGGCGGCCACAUCGAGCGCACCCACCGGCACUUCUCUCUAUGCUCCUCAGUCAGGACACCAUAGCGGUCUGUUGGCUCAUGCAACUUCGGGAACGUUCACUCCCAUGCGCACAUCCAUUCAGUCGCAAGCGCAAAGUCCAAACCCAAACUUUGACGUCAACCUGCUCUUCUCAGACUUUCCAGAUUUGGGCCUUGUUUCUGGGUCUUGGACAACCCCUAUUCCCACGACUGUACCCUUCGAUGCCGCUAUCGAGCUAGAUGAUAUGGACCUUCAAUUCCUCGAUACGUACAACACAACAGUACCCUUCGAGUUUGGAGGACCUUCAGAAGCAGGAACCUCACACUCACGUUUACAGGCCGAUCAGAAUGAGCCGGCUUCAUCAACGUCGAACCAAAUUCGCGCAGAAGCGUUCCGAAACUUUCAGUGGAGGUUUAGGCCCAGUGUCAACGAUCACGCCGGGGCCGAGGAGCACAACCUCUCAUUACCCGAGGCCAUUGACACGACGUCGCCGGAGUCGCGUUUAUCUUGGGAGAAAGACAAUUCCUUGAUCAGAGACCUGCAGUUGUCCCAGGCGUUCCUCAUCUCUCUCGAGUUGGGCAUGUGGAGCGGCUACAGCAGAAAGGCCGAAAUCUCCGAGUCCUUUCUGCAGCCCCUCGUCACCAUGCUCAGGAGGGACAACAAGUUCAAAAAGACCAGGUAUCUCGACCUGUCACUGGAUCCCAGUCUUGAUGACGUCUCGCUUGAGAAGGCCUGGCACACCUGGAUCGACAUGGAGGGCUUCAGGAGACUAGCCUUCCGAAUGAUGCAUCACGAUGCCAAGUCAUCCAUGUCCCUGUUCGCGAGCCCCCUCAUCUCGUACGCCGAGGUUCAACUGCACCUGCCAUCCUCACCACAGCUCUGGAUGGCAACAACUCCUCAGCAAUGGAAACAAGCGGUUCUCGCCCAAGGCUCGCCACAAAAACUCACACUGUUCGACUUCCUUGACAACCCAGAAGCAACCUCUGCGCCGGACGUCGCCGUCGACGAGUCGCUCUCGCGGGAGGCAUUCCUCUCCUGCGUAUGGGGCAUGGCUUGGGAGUACAUCCAGAUGAGUUCGUUGCAGCGCGCCAAGCCCCGCCGCUGGAACGACUUCGUCACCACGACGCGCCGCGACGAGCUGUCGAAGCUCCUAAGCCACUUCCAGAUGAGCAUCAACAUUUCCGCCCCGACAACGGCGAACCUCGAGCUCCUCAUCCGCCUCGAGCUCAUCCUCCUACACCUGCACACGCCUUUUGAGGACCUGCAGCUCUUCGCCGGCAUCGAGGGCCCCGAGCAGGCGCGCAGCAUAUCCCCCGCGGUGCACGAGUGGGCCCGCGGUGAGGCGGCGCGCAAGGCCGUGUGGCAUGCCGGCCAGGCGUUGCGGCUGACGCGGCAGCUCCCGCCCGGCACGAUCCGGGACUUCACGGCCAUCAUGGUCUAUCACGCGAGCCUGACGUUCUGGGUCUACGGCCUCGUGGCGGAUCAGCAGGGGCCGUCCCGAGCCCAGUGGACCGAGUCGCCGGGUGACCUGGCGCCGCCGGCCGUCUGGCUCGAUGAGCUUGACGGCCUGCUACUGCAGCGGUUCUUGCAGCUGGGCAGCGGGUCUCCCUGCAUACACAACUUGUCCGAGCGCGGCGAGGUCGUUGGGGUGCCUCUUUCGAGUCCUGACCAGGUCAUGGAAAUUGUCUCGGAGGUGUUGAGGGCCAACUUUGACAGGGCGACGCGCCCUCUGUUGGUCGAGAAGCUGGUGCAGCUGAUGGCUGGGCUGCAACGCUCAUCACGAGGCGCCGAAGGAGGUGAGGUUUGA